Molecule: messenger RNA, 2081 nt
Organism: Sinocyclocheilus rhinocerous
Lineage: Eukaryota; Metazoa; Chordata; Actinopteri; Cypriniformes; Cyprinidae
Gene: jade2
Product: jade family PHD finger 2
Exons: 11
Biological process (GO): regulation of transcription by RNA polymerase II
Cellular component (GO): histone acetyltransferase complex
Source: RefSeq, a predicted model, not a curated record
UGCUUCUCCACCAGCAGCAACGACUCUGACACCACCGACAGUCAUGUGACCACCUGGUCACGGUCUUCAAAGAACACAGGGACCAGCAGCACAUGGGUACGCCAUGAGCAGAAGAAACCGUCUGAGGUGUUUCGGACCGAUUUUAUUACAGCCAUGAAGUUGCCUGAUUCAGCACAACUGAGCCCAGAGGAGUUUUAUUUCCUAUCCGACCCCUGGAGGCAGGAAUGGGAGAAGGGUGUUCAGGUGCCAGCCAAUGUGGAAGCCAUUCCCGAACCUGUAGUCAGGAUGCUUCCGGGGGUAAAUCGAAUCCCGUUCUUUUCAGCGAUCCAAACCAGGGGCCAGUCAGAGUUUGGCUUUGGAGAGUCACAUGGUCUCACUGAGCCGUUGAGUUGUUACAAUCUUGAUGAUCUGGAUGUGACCUGGCUUGAACUGGUUAAUGCUGAAUUCAGACAACUAGCACUUCCAGAGCUGGACGAGCUCACCAUGGAGCAGGUCGUGGUGGAGCUGGAGAACAGGUGUCAGCAGAACAUGCAGCAGGCCAUCGAGACCGAGGAGGGUCUGGGCAUCGAAUACGACGAGGACGUGGUUUGUGACGUGUGCCGCUCACCUGAGGGGGAGGACGGCAACGAGAUGGUCUUCUGCGACAAGUGCAACGUUUGUGUGCAUCAGGCGUGUUACGGGAUCUUGAAGGUGCCGCAGGGUAACUGGCUGUGCCGAGUCUGUGCCCUCGGAGUGCAGCCCAAAUGUCUGCUUUGUCCCAGGAGAGGAGGAGCUCUGAAACCCACUCGCAGUGGAACCAAGUGGGUCCACGUCAGCUGUGCCUUAUGGAUCCCUGAGGUGAGCAUUGGCUGCCCUGAGAAGAUGGAGCCUAUUACUAAAGUAUCCCACAUCCCAGCCAGUCGCUGGGCCUUGUCCUGUGGCCUGUGCCGUGAACACACAGGCACAUGUAUACAGUGCACCAUGCCAUCCUGCAUCGUGGCCUUCCACGUGACCUGUGCGUUCGACCACGGACUAGAGAUGUGCACCACUCUGGCAGAGAACGACGAGGUGCGAUUCAAAUCCUACUGUCUAGAGCACAGCAGCGUCUCGCGCUCAAACAACGGCGGGAAUGUAGACAGACCUGAAACGCGGCACGCUGGUUCCGAUCUGUCGGGGACGCAUUUGGAUCGUUCGAAGCAGAACCAAGCAGAACAGGAGAAAGCCAGCCAACGCAAGCAGAAGCUGCAAGAGCUUGAAAAUGAGUUUUACAGAUUCGUGGACCCCAAGGAUGUCGCAGAAAGCCUUUCUCUGCCAGACGUUCACGUGGACUUCCUCUUCCAGUACUGGAAGCUGCGACGAAAGGCCAACUUCAACCAGCCGCUGGUGGCCCUCAAGAGGGACGAGGUGGACAAUCUCGCCCAGCAGGAGCAGGACGUUUUGUAUCGCCGUCUGAAGCUCUUCACUCACUUGCGUCAGGAUCUCGAGAGGGUCAGAAACUUGUGCUACAUGGUCACACGCAGAGAGAAGAUCAAACACUCUUUAUGCAACCUGCAGGAGAAGAUCUUUUCCUUGCAGAUUCAGCUCUUAGAGAAGGACCUGGUUGGAGACAAAACUCGGAGAGGGGAGAAGAUUCAUCGCAGUGGAGUCAGGGAACGAGUGAAAGAAAGGAGGAAGUGUAGUCCAGAAAAGAAAGACAAAUGGAGAUCAGAUGACAACUCUCUAUUCACACAGCUGGCCGAAGAGUGGGGCUCUUGCGGAUUCGUUGUGGAGAGCGGCAAGCGCUCGCAAAUGGCCUUGCGUCUGCGUCGACCUAGACAGGGCAAGUCACGCUCUAAGAGCGACUCGACGGAGACCUCCCUUCCCAAGAGCACUGGGAACAACACCUCCACACUCGACACUGAAACAGACGGAUAUUUCUCUGACGCCGAGCAGAGUGACAUUGAAUUGCGCUCGUUCAGCCGGAAGCUGCGCUUGCCCCAACUGCAUGCUGGGAAGGAGGAGGUAGUGCGGCGAAGCGUGCUUGCCUCCUAAAACCAUUUUCGGAUGCCCUGUGAUGUUUCUAGACCUAGCGAUGUAAUAGUGUUUGUGUCAGAGUACACUAC